Molecule: messenger RNA, 1431 nt
Organism: Rotaria socialis
Lineage: Eukaryota; Metazoa; Rotifera; Eurotatoria; Philodinida; Philodinidae
Source: the annotation of a GenBank genome assembly
AUGUCGAGCGACGAUUUGAAUAAACGUAUAGCUAAAUAUCUUGAUGAUCAUCAAAAAGAUUACAUUCAAAGAUUGAGCGAUGCUGUGAGUAUUCCAUCUGUAUCAGCAUGGCCUGAACAUCGACCUGAAGUUGUUCGUAUGGUCGAAUGGACGAAAUCUUUCAUGGAAACAUUGGGUAUUACAGUUGAAUUAGCUGAUGUUGGCGAACAAAAACUGUCGGAUGGUACAAAACUUAAAUUACCAAAUGUUAUUUUAGGCACUUAUGGAAAUGAUACAGCUAAGAAAACUGUUAUGAUCUAUGGCCAUUUGGAUGUUCAACCAGCUCAACUUUCAGAUGGUUGGGACUCCGAACCAUUUGUACUAACUGAAAGAGAUGGAAAAUUAUAUGGCCGUGGAUCAACUGAUGAUAAGGGUCCAGUUAUUAGUUGGCUUAAUGUUAUUGAAGCAUAUCAAAAGCUGAAUGAACCAUUUCCUGUAAAUGUUAAAUUCGUUCUUGAAAGUAUGGAAGAAUAUGGCAGUGAUGGUCUUGAAGAUUUACUUAAAUCGUUGAAAAAUACAUUCCUCUCCGGAGUCGACUAUGUUGUUAUUUCGGAUAGUUAUUGGUUAGGUAAAACAAAGCCUUGUUUACAAUAUGGUCUUCGAGGAAUCUGUUAUUUCUUUCUUGAUGUUGAAUGUUCAACAAAAGACUUACAUUCAGGUUGCUUUGGCGGUACAAUUCAUGAAGCCAUGACCGAUUUAAUUGCUAUAAUGGGUACAUUAGUUGAUAAUAAAGGUCAUAUUUUAAUUGACCGUCUGUACGAUGAAGUUGUACCACUUACAUUAGAAGAAGAAGAACUUUACAAACCAAUAACAUUUGAUACUGCUGCUUAUUGUUCGGAAGCAGGUGUUCAAAGUACGAUUCAAUCGGAAAAAGAUCAAAUUUUAAUGCAUCGAUGGCGAUAUCCAUCAUUAUCUCUGCAUGGAAUUCAAGGAGCCUUCGAUGGUUGUGGUUGCAAAACAGUUAUACCACGUCAUGUUAUUGGGAAAUUUUCGAUCCGUAUCGUUCCAAAUAUGAAAAUAUCAACUGUAGAAAAAUUAGUUGAAAAUCACGUUCAAACAAUAAUGAAAGAACGAAAUUCUCCAAAUAAAGUUUCGGUUAAAUUAGAACAUGGCGGUGAUUAUUGGAUUGCUGAUCCAAAUAAUCCUCAAUAUGUUGCAGCGCGUAAAGCAACAGUUGCUGUUCAUGGUAUUGAACCUGAUUUGACACGUGAAGGUGGUUCAAUUCCAAUUACAUUAACAUUUCAAGAACAAACAGGCAAAAAUGUUUUAUUAUUACCAAUUGGUGCCAGUGAUGAUGGCGCACAUUCGCAAAAUGAAAAAUUUGAUAUUAGUAAUUAUAUGAAUGGAAUGAAAGUAAUGAGCGUCUAUUUUCAAGAAUUGGCUAAACUAUAA